Messenger RNA from Malurus melanocephalus (red-backed fairy wren), 519 nucleotides. Its product is annotated as class I histocompatibility antigen, F10 alpha chain-like. Gene Ontology annotation, biological process: immune response. The record is from RefSeq and is a predicted model, not a curated record. The annotation marks the transcript as partial. Gene Ontology annotation, cellular component: external side of plasma membrane. NCBI's taxonomy places the organism in Eukaryota, Metazoa, Chordata, Aves, Passeriformes, Maluridae. The transcript is spliced from 2 exons.
AUGGGGCUCUGUGGGGCUGGGACACAAUUCCAUGGCUCUCUGUGGGUCCAAUCCCCCCCAGGUCUCCACACAGUGCACUGGGUUGAUGGCUGUGACCUCCUGUCUGACGGGAGUGUCCGUGGAUCCUAUCUGUAUGGCUAUGACGGGUGGGAUUUCGUCUCCUUCGAUCCGGGAUCCAAGAGCUUCAUGGCGGCCGACAGCGCUGCCCAGGUCACCACGAGGCGCUGGAAUGCUGACAAGAACUAUAUAGAUUAUACAACAGAUUACCUGGAGCACACCUGCAGGAAAGAGCUCCAGGAAUUUGUCGGAUAUGGGCAGGAGGAGCUGAAGCGCAAAGAGCCCCCUGAUGUCCAUGUGUCUGGAAAAGAGGAAUACGGGAUCCUGACCUUGUCCUGCCACGCGUACGGAUUCUACCCCAGGACCAUCGCAGUCAGCUGGAUGAAGGGGGAUGAAAUCCGGGAUCAGGAGACGCAGUGGGGCGGGAUCGUUCCCAACAGCGACGGCACCUUCCACACCUGG